Molecule: messenger RNA, 159 nt
Organism: Paraglomus occultum
Lineage: Eukaryota; Fungi; Glomeromycota; Glomeromycetes; Paraglomerales; Paraglomeraceae
Source: the annotation of a GenBank genome assembly
AUGCAGAAGGCACUGCAAAGAUCGCAGAUUUUGGUUUAUCUAGCGUUUUGGGGCAAGUGUCUCGAUCUCAUGGUUGCGGCAAUUCAGCAUACAUGGAUCCAGCGUCUUCUGAUAAUACGAAACGUGGAAAAAAAUCCGAUAUUUUCAGUCUCGGGGUGA